UAUUUUGCAGCCCUAGUCUUUGUAAAUAAAUAAAGAAAAUACUUAAACCGAGCAUCAGAAUUUGAAAACGUCAGCAGGACCUGCUUACUGUUUAGCAUCAAAAACAAUUGAAUUAUAGAUGGAUCAGUUCACUCGGAGUUGGCCCCUAUUGACAGCAGCAAUGCUGCUGACGUUGUCGCUGUUGCCCCACAUUCAAAUUGACGCAGCGGCUCCCACUGCUGCAGAUAUCGCAAAUGCCAACACAGACGCAAGUCGAACCGUAAAAAAGGCACUGCCACCGGCUCCCCCGACUCAGGCACCAGAAACCGCAGUGCCACAGUCGCCAGCUGUGGUCGUGAUCAGUGAGAAGCCGCAGCAGCAAUUGAUUCCAAAAGCUGCCGAGCCAAAUGAUAAUCAGCCAGCUGCUGCUGCAGAGGAUGUGCUAAUUCAGCGCUCCAAAAUAGGCAAGGACGAUGAAUUUCCGGAUUCAUUUGCGGCCGUGUUUUACGUAAUGGUGGGCCUGACCAGCUCAGCCAUUCUGUUGCUGGUUGUACGUAUAUAUCGACUGCGCUUAUCACGCGCAGAACGAAAAUACGGCGUGCAAGGGGAUCGCGCCAAUCAGGAGUUGACUCCGCUGCCGAUGGCCAUUGAGGAUGUGAACAGCGACGAGGAUGAGGAUCAAACACUGUUCGAGGUCAACCGCCAAAGCAUACGCAUAUUAUGAAAUCCUUAACGGCGUACCGGCAAGCUGAGCAGAUCACUAAUGGAGGAUCUGUUGCUGUUGCUCCGACACAAACACACUGCAAUUCUCAUUUACGAAACUUGCCUUCUCAGUGUAACAAAUUGUAAUUUGUAACUGUCAUUUUUUCCUAGUUUAUCGUAGUUACUAACAAAUGCCUAAAGGUCUCGUUUUUGCCUUAUGUUGUAACAUAAGAUUUGUAUUUGCAUCUCUCUCAAAUAACAGUUGAAGUUCAAGUUGUAACGAAACGAAAAAAAAACAAAAACAUUUGUGAUACCAAAAUGAUAUGUAUGCAAUAAUAAUGCAUGCUAUCUUAAUAAGCGCUCUCAAUUUAUUUUCUAAACAUACCUAUAACAUACAAAAUACGCAAAUUUAUAUAAUAUAUAUAUAUAUAUGUAUAAAACGUGAAUAAAUGUUAACAGAAAUGAAAAACAAAAA
Molecule: messenger RNA, 1156 nt
Organism: Drosophila grimshawi
Lineage: Eukaryota; Metazoa; Arthropoda; Insecta; Diptera; Drosophilidae
Product: membrane protein FAM174A
Exons: 2
Coding region: 119-703 (194 amino acids)
Source: RefSeq, a predicted model, not a curated record